Osmia lignaria (orchard mason bee) is the source of this 6894-nucleotide messenger RNA. RefSeq names its product blastoderm-specific gene 25D (gene Bsg25D). NCBI's taxonomy places the organism in Eukaryota, Metazoa, Arthropoda, Insecta, Hymenoptera, Megachilidae. The record is from RefSeq and is a predicted model, not a curated record. Gene Ontology annotation, molecular function: calcium ion binding. Gene Ontology annotation, biological process: microtubule anchoring at centrosome. Gene Ontology annotation, cellular component: centrosome.
AACCGUUUAUAUAUUAGUAUAGGUGUGUUAAUAAAUCUAUAUAUGUAUAUAUACAGUCAUGUUUGUGUAACUAUAUAUAUACAUACCUACAUAGAGCUAGAUAGAAAUGUAUGAGUAUAUUUGUGAAACGAACUUAUAACUUAACGAUUUACUAUAUUUUACAACGCAUCACAAAACAAUGAAAGGAUGCCAUGGAUGAACACAACAAUGAUCCAUAUGAACAACAGCUUUACGCCGUAUUUCAAAGUUGUUUAACAAAAGGAGAAACUGAACUGCAGGAAGAUAACUGGCUUAGUUUGUGCCAUAAAUUACAUCUGACAGAGCAAAGUGACGAAUUAAGAUCAUGUAUCCAACAGCAAAAAAAAGAAAAGCAAUCUAUAUCAUUCCAAGAAUUUAGAACUGCUCUGUUAAUGUUAUUAGAUAAAAGUCAAGAAAAAGAUACCAUAACAGAAUCACAAUGCGAUUUAAGUUCAAAUGCUGUAGAUAAUAAAAGAGGCAAUUUAUUGCUACCUAAUAAUAUUAAAUCUAAUGUAGAUUUUUUAAGUAUAAGAACAGGUGUACCUGUAGAUGAAAAUAGAUUAAAAUGUUUAUGGGAGAAAGUAAACAUCUGUUUAAAAGAAAAUGUAGAUUCUGCCACAAUAUAUUUUAUAUGUAAUUGUUUAGGAAUCCCAGCUCUUCCAAAACAAAUUAUACAAUGUAUCUUUGAGAAGCUUGAUCAGAAUUGCGAUGGGUUAAUUAGUUUGGAAGAAUUUCUUGUUAUAUUUCAGAGUAGGACACCUGUGGAAGAACAGUUAACAUUAGAUAAGAACAACGAGACCGCGAAGGAAUUAACCAAGUUGGAUUUUAGGAAACGUAAUUUUGAUGUACAUACGUCUCGUAAAACUAGCUUCACAAGGAAUGCUUCUUUCCUGGAUACAUGGAAACUUUCUAAUAUUGCGAAUACAUCCUUGUUAACGGACGGAGGUCUUAAGUCGUCGGAAAUUUCGUUAGCCGAUUUGACAGCUACUUUGUGCGACGAACUAAAAAAUUUCAACGAUUCAUUGGAUCAUUCAGCAAUUCGAUCCCAUAUAAUGUUAUUGCGAGAUGUUCUUAUACUAUAUCAAGAAGAACUACAUAAAUUAAACCUUGUAAUAGAAAAUGUUAGUGGUGAGAAGGAAAAAUUACGUACCGAUAUUAUAGAAGCCAAUGAGCGAGCAAAUACUCUUGCUCAAGAAAUUGACGAACAGCAUGUUCGUCAGGAAGAGAUUGUACAAAAUUUACGAAAGCAACUUGAACAACGCCAUGCUGAAACUUUACAAGAACUUUCCAAUCAACUUAGUUCUGAACGGGAAAUGAAUGCUACUGCUUUGAAAUCGAAAGAUGAACAAAUACAAAUGUCACAGAAAGAAAAUCAUGAGAUUAGAAAUAAAUUUGUAAAUGCAUUACAGGAGAAUCAAGUUUUAGAAAGUGAAAAUGAGAAUCUUCGUGAUCAGAUUGAAAAACUUAAACAAUCAAAUACCGAGUUACUAACUCAAAUAAAGAUGUUGGCGGCAGAACAUGACGAGUCGCAAAACAUAGAAGUUAAACAUCAACAAGAAGUUAUAUAUUUAAUUGAUCGUAUUAAGCAUUUACAAUCCGAGGCUGUUCUCUUACGAGAUCAAAAUGAUGAACUUACAGCAGAAUUAGAAAGUUUAAAACAGUACGAUUGUCAUGCUAAAGAUAUAAGACAGAAUAAUUUGCUUGGCGCUCAUACAACAAGGAGCAGCAUACAGUCGGACAAGACUGAAAAUAGUAAAGAAGCAUUUGUAGUGGAUGAAGAUGAGUUAGAUGUAUUUUUAAAACAUUCCACUCCUACAUUUUGUAAUUCCAAUGAAGAAGAUAACAUGCAAAAUUGUAAAAAGAUAGACUUGAAAAACUUUAAAGAUAUUGUUAUAAAACAAUUAAAAAAUGUUUUAUUAAGUAAUAACAAGUGCACUUUAGAAAACUGUUCGCUUAAAAAUGAGAUAUCAGAAAUAAUUACAAGACUACAAUCGAAUGUAAAUUCUCAAGGUGGUAAAGAAAUAGAUUUUGUAAAAAGUAUUGCAUCAGAAAUGGAAACUGAAUGUGAAGAACGAACAACCGAAUCGUUAAGGGAUUUUGUUGUUUCCAAACAUAAACAUUCAAUUCCUGUGAAGCGAGCAAUAAUAUCCAACAAUAACGAUAAUAAUUACGAUAUCGAUAAUCUCAACAAUCGAGAUAUAAAAAGUUUAUCACAGAAUAAAGUUUCAAGCCUUAGAGAUUAUCCUCCGCGUAAAGAAGAGUGUACGAAUGUAGAUCAUUCAAAGUCUAAUAAAGAAAAAGACACUUUGCUUAUUCAGAGUACCAAAGUAUCAAACGAAAUCAGCAGCAAAAUUAAUUCAAGUUUAACAAAAAUGAAUGAAUCAUCCGAAGAUGUCGUUGCUUUCUUAAAUUUGAAAAUUCAAGAAUCGGAAGCAGCACAUGCAGCCGAAAUGAAACAAUUAACUGAGCAAUGUGCAGAACUAGAAAGAAACCUUGAUUUGUUGAAAAUAGAAUAUGAAGAAUGUGAAGACUUUUGGACCGGUAAAUUAGAAGAAGAAAGACAACUAUUUGAGCAGGAGCAAAAAAUUAGCGAUGAAAAGUUUUCAGAACUUAUUGCUAAAAUGGCAGAAUACGAAGAACUAAUUAGCCCUGUAGAUAAAGCGAAAAAUGGACGUUUGUCUCCGAUCGAGGAAAAGUUUAACUUAGAGCAACAAUAUUUAGAUCUCGAAGAGGAGUUUGAAAAAUGGAAAGGCCAGAUGGAAGAAGAAAUUACUCAAAAAGACAAAGAAAUAAAGAAUCUACAUGAAAAAUUAAAGUCUUUCGAACGACCGAUAAUGGUUGAUAUAUCUGUCCAAGUUACAGAUGAAUUUACUUUUUCAUCUUUAUUGGCACGAUCAAAUUAUGUUCCUAGUGAUUCAUUCAAUAUUCAAUCGUAUAAUGAAUUAUCUUCAAAAUUAGCUCAGUGUAAUGAUAACAUUCAUAAGUUGCCUGAUGAAUUUAAAUACAAUAGAAUUCUAGAAUCCUCAAAUUUGUCAAAUGACUUUAUUCCACGAUUAACGAAAGAGGAGGUGGAUGUUAGUAAUUGUGAUCCAUACGAAAUGCAUACACAAUAUUCUGUGAAAAGCAAAAGUGGUACAUGCAAAAUGGAAAAACCCGAAUUACAGUGGGAAUUAACAGAAGUUGAUGGGAAAUUGUACAAGGAAGAAAAUAUUCCUGAUACUGAAUAUGAUGUAAUACAGAAUACAUUAAAAUUACGAAAUCUGAAUGUAUCAAAUUGUCAAUGUAUGAGAAAUGAUGCCCAAAUGUGUUGCGUAAAUGUAAGUAUAUUGCGAAAUUUAAAUGCGAAACUUCAAACACAAGAACGUAAGAAACAUCAAUUACAAGAGUGCUUUAAACAACAACAGUAUCAUAUUGAACAUGUACUACAAUAUAUUAUAUCUCAACAUCAAGUAGAAGUAUCAGAGUUACAGUGUCUUCUUCGUAAUACUCAAGAAAGGCUUCAAAUAGAAUUUCAAACGAGCGCAGAACAGGCUGAACAAUUAGCACGGACUGACAUAUUAGUUAAAGAUUUAUAUAUAGAAAAUGCAUGUUUAACAGCUAAUUUAAAACGUUUACAGCAGCAUUAUCACAUACUAACAGGAUUGAAUGCUGAGUCUACUUCAAUAUGAUAUUGCAAUGAAGACAGCUUGAUCAAUAAAAUAAUGGUAAUGUUACUACUAAUAUUUUACUAUUAGUAUCUUCAAGGUAGAUAUUAUUCUACCUAAAUUGUUAAAUAUUACUUCUUUUCAAUUCCAAUAGAGUUGAAAAGAAGUAAACAAACAAAAUGGAUAUUUUGUAUUAUUAAUGUUAAGUUAUAGAUAUCCAUAUAUAUAUAAUCCUUCAACACUCUUGCAUAAAUAUAAUGGACAUCAAAAGAAAUAAACGAAUGUUUUUUGAGUUUUGCUUUGCACAUACAUACAACAAUUAUUUAAUUACAAUGAAGUGAAAUUUAAUACAAUCUAUGAUAAUGUUGUGUAUAAUGUAUGGAACAGGGAAUGUCGUAUGUUGCCUUUUUUUUUUGAAGUUUGCGUUCAAAGCAAGCAAUAUGUAUAUAUGGCUAGGUUUUUGAAUUUUUCUAAAUUGAAUUUAAAAAGUUAGCGUGUUUAAUAUUGAAACACUGAAUGAUUAAAAUUAGUUUUAUAAAUUACACUUAUAAAUGUAUGAUCCCAACGAACUUACAAUCUUAGGUAUAUAAUUUAUGAAAAGAAAAGCUAGAGAAGAAAACAGUCCAAUGAUAAUUUUAAUGAGAAAAUAUCCAAGUCGAUCAGUACAAAAAUGACUAUUAUUCUUUAGAUGUUAUCUUUUAAGUUAUCACAUAUAAACAGAUAUCUCACAAGUACAUAUUUGCUUAGAAUCUUUAGUAUAAAUGCCAAAGAGGGAAUUUCAAUAAAAAAUUUACAUUAAAUUUUGAAGAGAAUAAAAAUGAAAUUUUGUUUACUGUGAGACUGAAUGCAUUAAAAUAUUUAUUUUAUUUGCGUCAAUUUUAAUAACUAAUUAAUAACUAGGAUUGAGAAAUUUAAAUAUGAAAUUCAUAGUCUUAUCGAGUAUAGGAAAAAUUGAGGGUAUUAUGAAUUUUUAGUUUACAAUUACCAUUAAUUGCUUAAUAAUAAUUGCAUAAAUAUUACACAUAAUAACGAUUAUGCAUUAAUAUUGAACCAAAUACGAUUAAGGGUAUUGUAUAAUACACGAUAACACGUAGUUAUAUUUAACAAUUGUUGAUAAUGAUAAUACAUAGCGUAUGUAUAUACAUAUUAUCUGAAUUUACUCACUUUGUAUAAUAAUUAAUAUAAUUCAGAAUUGUCUAAUUUCAAUUGUACCGCUGCCAUAUAAAGUAUUUUGUACAUGAUAUUUGUAUAAAUAUUUGUACAUUAAUAUAUUGCAGCAAAUUAAGUUUUUCCAUAUUUGCCUUAAUGAAAAUUUUAAUGCAUCCUGUUCAACUACAUCUUUUUAUAUGUCAAAGCUUCCUUUGUUAUCGCUAUUAAAUCAUCUUGUACUUGAAUCUUAUGAUUUAUCAUAAUGGAAUUGUUAAACGGCAAUAAUACUAAUAAUAGUAUAUUUAAAUGAUACAAUUUGAUGCAAUAAUUAAAAAUAUAAGAAGUUGCUAUGCCUCAUUUUGUUGUUAUAAAAAAUGUAACAAGGAAAAAACUUGAUGUCAAAGAUGUAUUUCAUUUUCUGUUAAUAAUAAAUAAUUUUGAUUGAGUUAAUUGACGCGCGAAAAUGUCUUUACCUAUACAAUAUACAAUGAUUCAUCGUAUGGAUUUUUCUAUUUCUAUAAUUAGUUUAAAAAUUAAAAUCAAAUGAAAUAUUCAUUGAAUAUAAAUAUAAAAUUAUGUCUACGUACCUUUUUUUUUUUUCUAUUGAUGUUCGUCAUUUCGUAGAGAAAUGAAUGAACCGCGAAUACGUGAACACGAAAGAUAUCAUUUAUUUAUAAUUUAUGAGGACAAACAAGUAAAUGUACAUAGGAAGGACACUUUCAGUAAAACACAUUUGCUAAAUCAUUAUCAUGCUUAACAUAAUAAUAAAAAAAAAAAAAAUAGGAAACUAAUCGAAAUCUAAUCACCAGCCUUGCUGAUAUAGUCUUUCUCCAAACGGCGUUAUAUUUGACAUGCCAUAAAAACAAUCUAAUUAGAAUUAUGAAAUGUUUUGAAGCAAAAAGCAUGAUAAUUAUAUGCACCUUUUUUUGUUUGCUAAUGACACUAACACUAAUCUUUCGUCGCUUCGUAGCGAAAAAUAAAGGACUUGAUGUGAUUCUUCGAAUGGACACUAAACAUUCCUACCUUCUUAUCUCUGUUUAUCUCUCGCUCUUUCGUUCGUUCUUCCGUUCACUCUUUCUCUCUCUCUCUCUCUCCCUCUCUUUUAUUUAGUUGAACGCUUUUCUUUGUCACUUUCAAUUCCUCUAUACAUAAUCUAUAAUAGCGUCAUAGUAAACUAGUAAGGUACAAACAGGAGUUUUAUACACGGUUUCACGAGAGAGUACAUUAAGCUCAGGUCUUAUUUCUACUUUUACGAAAACGUGGUCCUGUGUGUGUCCAAUUUUGCGUGGCAAGUUUCAAUUUGAAACUUCGACUUCGAUUUCGAUUUCGACUUCGACUUUGACGUUCGCCGUUCGCUGCAGUGUGAUAUUGGCGAUUAUCGUAUCACGCGGAUCCAUAUUAAUAUUGAUAUUAUUUAUAAAUAAUAUUAAUAUUAUUUUUAUUUAUUUUAUCUGGCGAAUAUUCACAGGUUUGAAUCCGCAGCAAACACGUUAACUCUUUCUGUCGUAUCGUUAGAAAGAUAACCUGAAAAUCGACGGAAAUUGGCGCGAAGUUUAUAGAUGCAAUUUUAGACACGCACGUUAGACAAACUUUGUAAAGUUUGUUUAAAGAUGUUGAUUGCAAAAGAAAGGAGCAAAAUAAAAACUUGAAAUAGAAUAUUUUAAACCUAUAUAGAAACUUUGAUGAUAGAAGUCGGCCUGAUAGCUACAAUUUCUUCAACUAUUGAUAACGAUUGCUCGCCUUAGAGACAUACACGAUUAUACACGUUUAUAUUGUAUAAUACGUGUUUGUAUUAUAUCUGUAUUUACGUUGUCCAUUCGAUUCAUUUCGCGAGAAUGGUCGACGUUCUUUUGCUUUGGGAAUCUAACUUAAACUAAUAUCGGUAUAUAAUUCGUAACAUCGAAAUUAAUAUUUUAUUUAUUGAGCAAGGGUCUAAAACAUUCUUUCGUCUCUUCAACUAGCGAAACUAAGGCUAUGACAUCCAUAUAAACGAUUAUCGAUGCAACGCUGCUUCGAAGAUCCACUAGGAAAGCAACCUUUCACGAAAGUAUCCAGGAAAAUUAAAAAGAAAAAAAAAAACAAA